This is a messenger RNA of Betta splendens (Siamese fighting fish), 5221 nucleotides long. It is a transcript of the gene ankrd27, whose product is annotated as ankyrin repeat domain 27 (VPS9 domain). The record is from RefSeq and is a predicted model, not a curated record. Gene Ontology annotation, biological process: neuron projection morphogenesis; early endosome to late endosome transport. The transcript is spliced from 29 exons. Gene Ontology annotation, cellular component: neuron projection; transport vesicle; late endosome. The coding region runs from base 295 to 3708 and encodes 1137 amino acids. NCBI's taxonomy places the organism in Eukaryota, Metazoa, Chordata, Actinopteri, Anabantiformes, Osphronemidae. Gene Ontology annotation, molecular function: guanyl-nucleotide exchange factor activity; SNARE binding.
AUCGGUUUUGUUUGUGGUAUUUUUGUCUUCAUAUGUUUGAUGUUAGUGUGACGAGGUGGAUGAAACUCUUCAGCACAACGGGACGGAACCCCAACCCUGACGUAAAAGCCACUGGAGGCCAGAGCUGCUGUAGUGGUGGUCUGGCAACCCAGCGACCAAAGGCUAAGCUCCUGACUGAAGGAGUGAAGCCAGCUGAUCGCUCCUGACGGGCUGUGUGCGUGUUUAUCAGUGCCAUGCUAACGCCCCGGUGAUCGGUGGGCAUUGGUAAAACAGAAUCCAGACUUCCAGGUCCUUAUGGCGGUUUAUGAUGAGAACAUCCUGAAGAAUCCUUUCUACUUGGCGUUGGAGAAGCAGAGACCGGACCUCUGCAGUCGAGUGGCAGAGCUCCACGGGAUUGUUCUGGUUCCCUGCUGUGGAAGCUUGACUGCCAGCAGCUACGCAGAUUCUCAGUUCGACAGCUAUGUCCUGCAGCCCGUGGAGGACGGAUUCCGGACCGGGGAUGGAAAGGAUGUCAGGAUCCAGGACAGGCAGAUCCUGCUGGGCACCGGAUUCCCUGCUCCGGCGUCGGUACCCAUCCUGUUCGAGGAAACAUUCUACAACAACCAGGAGCAGAGCUACAGCAUCCUGUGCAUCUCGCGGCCCCUGGAGGUGGAGCCGAGUCCCCUGGAGCAGAACCCGCUACCUCCAUACUGCCUGAAGAGCCUGGAGGAUGUCAGGGAGUUCCUGGGCCGCCACACCCAGAAACUGGACCGCUUCAUCCAGGGCUUUGGUCAGACCUUCAAGGAACAGGAGAGAAAGGGACUGAGACAUCACAUAGACCUGGUCAACGGGCUCUACACUAAAUGUCUUCAGUGUCUGCUGAGAGACUCUCACUUGAAACUUCUGGCAAAGCAGGAGCUUCAGAUGACUCUUCUCAAACAGGCGGUGGAGAUUUAUGUUCAUCAUGGCAUCCAUGAUUUCAUCUUUAACUUUGUGGGAACACUUGAAGCCAGCCAGGACGCUGCCUUCAACAAAACCACCAGGAGUCUGCAGGACCUGCAGCAGAAGGACCUGGGAGUCAAACCGGAGUUCAGUAUAAACUUGUCUCGAGCCAAGCGGGAGCUGAGUCAGCUCAACCAGCAGUCCUCCCCCCUCCUCAAACUGCUGUGCCUGCGCAGAGUGGCCCUGACCGCCACCCAGACCCCCAGACGCGCCGUCAGUAUAGAGGCUGUCUGUGCAGACGACCUGCUCGCCGUCGUCCUCUACCUGCUGGUGAAGACGGAAAUCCCCAACUGGAUGGCCAACCUGAACUACAUCAGGAACUUCUGCUUCAGUCAGUCCAGUAAAGAUGAGCUCAGCUACUGCCUGAGCACCUUCGAGGCUGCAGUGGAAUACAUCAGUCUGGGGAAGCUGCAGGACACACAUUGUGGCUCAGGUGAGCUGAACGACAAGGCACUGUUCAAGGAGAAGAUGAAUGUUCUGGCUCAGAGCGCCGCCACACCCAUCCACUGUCUGUUUGAGCACAUUGUAAAUGGAAAUGAGUCUGAGGUGAAACGGCUGCUGAGUGAAGGAGAGGGCGAUGAGGACGUCAGGAUGUGUCACCCCCUCUGCUCAUGCGACCUCUGUGACCUCCAGCAGUCUGGGAGGUUGAACGACCCGUCCAUCGUCACGCCGUUCUCCAGAGACGACCGGGGUUAUACUCCGCUUCACGCUGCUGCUGUGUGUGGUCAGGCCCAGCUGAUCGACGUGCUGGUGCAUAAAGGGGCGCCGGUCAAUGCCACGGACUACCACGCCCUGACGCCGCUGCACCUGUCCUGCCAGCGGGGGUACCAGGGGGUCACGCUCCUGCUGCUACACUACAAGGCCAACACAGACGCUCAGGACAACAACGGCAACACGCCGCUGCACCUGGCCUGCAUGUACGGACACGAGGACUGUGUUAAGGCUCUGGUGUACUACGACGUGCAGACCUGCCGCCUGGACCUGCAGAACGAUAAAGGCGACACGCCGCUGCACAUGGCGUCUCGCUGGGGCUACGAGGGGAUCAUCCAGGUGCUGCUGGAGAACGGAGCCAGCACGGCCGUCCUCAACAAGAGCAAGGAGUCGCCGCUGCAGUGUGCGCUCAACUCCAAGAUUCUUGUGAUGCUACAGUCGACUCAGAAUGGGCGCCUGCGUGCUGGAGUAGAUUCUCCAAGUCGCUCCCCUCAGGCCUCAGAGUGCAGCAGCCGUCGCUCCUCCAUCUCCAGCACCUCCUCAUUGGGCCCCGAGGCCAAACACGAGGGAGACCGGGUCCGGCACCGAGAGGUGGAGAAGCUGCUGCGGGCCGUGGCCGACGGCGACGUGGAGAUGGUUCGCUACCUGUUGGAGUGGACGGAUGAGGAAGAGGAGGAUGAAGGGGACAUUGGAUCCGAAGCUCCGCUGUGCCACCCGCUGUGUCAGUGUCCAACAUGUGCUCCCACACAAAAGCUGUCUGUCCUUCAGGCCGGAGCGCUUGGUGUUAACAGCUGUAACGUUGAUGGCUUCACGCCGCUGCACGUCGCCGCGCUGCACGGCCACAGCGGACUGGUGGGCCUGCUGAUUCGCCACGGGGCCAACGUCAAUGCCCGCACCAACCAGAGCGCCACACCGCUUCACCUGGCCAGCCAGAACAGCCACGUCCAGGUGGUGAGGUUCUUGUUGGAGUGCAACGCCAAACUGAAUAAGAAGGAUCAGUAUGGUAACACGUCUCUGAUACAUGCCUGUCUCCGUGGAAACCUAGAGACAGCCACCAUCCUGUUACAGAGCAACGCGUUGGUGAACUUGGAAAACCUUCAGGGCAACACUGCUCUGCAUGAGGCGGUGCGGGGCGGACACCAGGCCGUGGUGGAGCUGCUGCUGAGGGGCGGGGCCUCCGCUGGGACCAGGAACAGGAGGCAGAGGACGCCACUGGACUGUGCUUAUGAACUGGGGGGCAAGAACACGGAGAUUCUGAGAGCGCUCCAGAAGGCAUCUGGACUUUCCCCUGAUGAUGAACCAAUCAAACUCCUCUCUGUGCCCAAAGGAGCUCUGGCUCACUCGUUCGUGCAGCGUCUGAGGCUGCAGGAUAACUCCAACAGCAGGAGACAGGCUCAGAGCAUCAACAGGAUUCAUCAGCUGAAGAAAGGUUCCUGUGGUUCAUCCUGCAGGGUCUCACCAACACUGAGCCAGGUGAAGCCAGACAGGAGGAGGUUGAGGCGAGGGGAGACAGUGGAGGUCUGUAGCCCAUCAGGAAGCCUGGAGUCCGGGCCCCGGCUGAAGGAGCGGCCCCUGGGUCGCUGUCACACUCUGGACACACACAUUGCAAACAGUGAGUGCACAGUAGAAAAGAGUGAUGACAGAACUGCUCCUGAAACAGCAGGAGACGCGGAGCAAAUACUGACUGAAAGGAAGGAGGCACGGUCCCCUGAUGACUCCACCUGUACGAGCAGCGAGUCCUCGUCGUGUGACCACUCCUCACACGCGGAGAUCCCUCAAAUUCAGGAAGCUGCCGAGCUCCCUGCUUCACCCGACGCCGGCGGUGAAGUACAUACAAAUGGAGCGUUGGACGAGUCACCGGACCACCAGGAGUCCUCGCUGUCCAGGAGCACAGAUGGAAACUCCAAUGUCACCCACCCCCCAGACCAGACAGACACCAAGCAAACAGCAGAGCUGAGGUCCGAGUCAGUGACGGCAGAUGUGAAAGAGGAAACUCAACAGUUCAAAGAUGUCUAGAUGCUCAGAGUCAUGUCAACCGCUCUCAGUUUGACAGUUUGUGGACGUCACAGCUCAGGAAUGUAAACGGUAAUGUGUUCAACUACAGUCAAUAUCAGUAAAGGCAGGAAACAUUGAUGCACUCGAGUAUCAUAAUGUGUUUUACCACCGUUAUGUUCACACUGUGUCUGCACUGUUGCACCUGACAGAGAGCCAACCAGCUCGCUGUCAGUCAUUUGAUGGUGAGACACUGAAGUAACUGAGGGUCAUUCUUCAGUCGCCUGGUGCAGUUUGUCUCACUUGUUUGUUUUUAAUAGACUUCGUACUUAAAUUGCUGUCGGUCUCAAGCAACAAACUUGUCAUUGAGCUGCUCGGAUGUCCGAUGAUGUCAGUGACUAACGGUCCAUCUCUGUCAGCAGGUUCCAAGAAGCACUUUUCUUGUUCUUAGCUGUUUCAAAUGGAAAAAGGGAUAAAAAGCAGCAUUGUUGCUGUGUGUGAUUGACUGUAAAUCUGAUUUGAAGAAUGUGUGGUUUUGAUUUCAGCUCAAUGUCCAUGUUUGAAGUGGAUUCAUUGGGUGGGUUCGAGCUGACUUGUUGCCGCUCCACUGUUGAAAUGGGAUCAUUUCAUUUAUGGCCUUUGCUGAGGGUCGUGUGUUCAGAAAGCUUCCAGCUUCCCCUCAAGUGAGUCUGUUAAAGGAAAUCUUUGAAUCAAAAAACGUUUACAUCACUAUGAACUAUUUUCCAAAUCAUGGCAUCAGUCUUUAGGCUGAUUCCCUCUGACUCAGCUACAGAUUCAAUUUUAUUUCUGUAAAAAUGAACUUGCAGAGACUUGGAACCAGCUGCAGAUAAUUGUUUGUCAUCAACAUUCAGUCACCUUUUUGUCUUUGUCAGAGCUUAAUUUUUUGCUUCAUCGUUAUUUAAACGUUUAAUGGUAAAUCAUUUAUUCUAAGAUAAAAUAUGUAAUUAACACACAAUGAACCUUAAAUAUGUUCCAACAUGCUCUGAAAUAGUUGAAACACACUUGAACACUGAUUGUCAAAGCUCGUCUUGGAUCCAUCUGUGGCAUAAAAAAGUAUUUAUUGUCUAACUAGACAUUAAAUGUUGUGCUGUGAUAAUAGUCAUGGUCAUGUUAGUCUGAGAAUCGUGUAAUUAAUAAGUGAUGUCAGGGUUUUAAUUAAUUUAAACACAUUUCAGGUCUCAACAAGUAAGGUUUUUAUUGAAAUAAUUAAAUCUGCUGUUGCCCGUGAUGUAAAUCGAGCACUAGUUAUAGUUAUUGAACACAAUACUCCUGUGACGUAGAACAGAAGACAUUUCCUCUUAUUAAGGCAGCUUGAUGCAGAACCUUCGCCUCUGAACUUGAGCUGAUCGACCGACUCGUCUGAAAGCAGCACCUGUGUUUCGGAAACAAUGUCAAUCCCAGUGGAGUCUUAAUUAUUUUUUGAAACUUUUUAUUCUGAGAUUGGAUGUGUAAAAUGAUGUGAUUGUGCCUUAUUUAAUUUACAUCCAAAUAACCAGUAAUAAACCCCUGAUUUACA